AUGGAGGCCCUGCAGAGGCAGCAGGCAGCUCGGCUGGCCCGGGGAGUGAGGCAAUUGGCCCCGCCCUGCCCUCCACCACCAAGACCUCCCCUGCCUGGACCCCGGACCCUGCAGGCCCCGGACAGGGCCUUGGGUGAGGCUGGGGCUGAGGAAGAGGAGGAUGCUGAAGAGGAGAAGGAAGGGGAGGAAGCUGGUGCAGACGAGGAGGCAGCAGAGGAGAGCCUUCUGGGGGCCCAGGGCCCCAGCUCUCCAGCCAGCCAGCUCCCUGGACCCCAUCCCCAUGAGUGGACCUACGAGGAACAGUUCAAGCAGCUGUACGAACUUGAUGCAGAUCCCAAGAGGAAGGAAUUUCUGGAUGACCUGUUUAGCUUCAUGCAGAAGAGGGGGACGCCAGUGAACCGCGUACCCAUCAUGGCGAAGCAGGUGCUGGACCUGUACGCGCUGUUUCGCCUAGUGACCGCUAAGGGCGGGCUGGUGGAAGUCAUCAACCGCAAGGUGUGGCGGGAGGUCACGCGAGGCCUCAGUCUACCCACCACCAUCACCUCAGCCGCCUUCACUCUACGCACCCAAUAUAUGAAGUACCUGUACCCGUACGAGUGCGAGACGCGAGCGCUCAGCUCGCCGGGGGAGCUCCAGGCCGCUAUCGACAGCAAUCGGCGCGAGGGCCGUCGCCCGGCUUACAGCGCCACCCAGCUCUACGGUUUGGCCGGGCCGCCCCCUCGGGGCGCUCGGGGCCCCGCCUCGGCGCCUGGCCCCGCCCCACCUGCGCCCCACCCAGGCCCUGCCCAGAGCUCCGCCUCUGGCUUGCCUGCCCACGCGUGCGCCCAGCUGAGCCCGAGCCCCAUUAAGAAAGAGGAGAGUGGAAUUCCCACCCCUUGCGUGGCAUUGCCUGUGGGUCUGGCCCUGGGACCUGUGAGGGAGAAGUUGGCACCAGAGGAGCCUCCGGAGAAGAGGGCUGUGCUGAUGGGGCCUAUGGACCCACCUCGACCUGGCGCACCCCCCAGUUUUCUGCCCUGUGGCAAGGUCCCCCUGAGGGAAGAGCGGCUGGAUGGGCCUCUCAAUCUGGCGGGCAGUGGCAUCAGCAGUAUCAACAUGGCCCUAGAGAUCAACGGGGUGGUCUACACUGGUGUCCUCUUUGCCCGCCGCCAGCCGGUGCCAGCUUCCCAGGGCCCAAACAACCCUGCACCCCAGCCCGCUACAGGACCCCUUUCCAGGGCCUCACCCUGA
Trichechus manatus latirostris (Florida manatee) is the source of this 1227-nucleotide messenger RNA. RefSeq names its product AT-rich interaction domain 3C (gene ARID3C). The transcript is spliced from 7 exons. Lineage: Eukaryota; Metazoa; Chordata; Mammalia; Sirenia; Trichechidae. Gene Ontology annotation, cellular component: nucleus. Gene Ontology annotation, biological process: regulation of transcription by RNA polymerase II. Gene Ontology annotation, molecular function: DNA binding. The record is from RefSeq and is a predicted model, not a curated record. The coding region runs from base 1 to 1227 and encodes 408 amino acids.